AUGGCGUACACUGUAUUUAACGAUCCUUUCUUUAACAUCUUCAUACUCGUUGAUUUCGUUAAAACGCGAUUUCACAAUAUUCGCCAAGUUCUUAAAUAUUUUCCCGUGCUUGUGGCUUUGAAAUACAGUUUAAGAAGGUUUUUAUUAUCUGACUUCCUGGCUGGACUGACGGUGGCCAUUGUCCAUAUACCACAGGGAAUGGCAUAUGGACUGCUUGCAGAGUUACCUCCCGUUUAUGGACUUUACAGCUCGUUUCUUCCAGUACUAACGUAUUUCUUCUUUGGCUCAUCGAAACACAUAUCUAUGGGAACAUUUGCAGUGACGAGUUUGAUGAUAGGGUCGGUGGUCCAGGAGGGUCUCGAGAGAUACGAGGCUUUGCAUGCAGGUACUGCCACGUCUAACUCUACGACCGUUGAAGCGUGGGACAUCAUUAACGUUACACAAACGACAGUCUACAAUACUAACGCUUCCGGGGAUGGCUUCAAUGUACUCCAGGAUUCUGGCGGCAACCCAGCUGAAAACACCUUCUCUGAACUAGAUCAAAUGAAAAUCGCAUACGCUAUGUCUGCCACGUUUACCGUUGGCGUUUUUCAGCUGAUGAUGGGCGUGUUCCGAUUGGGAUUUCUCGCCUCGUUCUUGUCAGACCCGCUGAUUAGUGGAUUUACCACGGGUGCGGCGGUGCAUGUAUUUUCCAGCCAAGUGCAUCACCUCUUCGGGGUCAAAGUUCAUCCCUACCACGGUCCACUGCGUCUCAUAUACUUUUACAGAGAUUUUUUCAACAACAUCGAAACCGUGAACCCAGUCACGGCCACGGCAUCAGUCACCUGUAUAUUUGUCCUCGUCCUCAUCAAAGAAGGAGUUAACAACAACCCGUCGUGUCAACAGGACCUCCCGGCCCCAGUUCCUAUAGAGCUAAUUGUGGUUAUUGCAUCAACUGUGAUAUCGUAUUAUACGAGAAUACACGAGGAGUUCCAAGUGGACGUGGUGGGCAUGAUUCCGAGAGGCCUGCCCCCUGCCAGCGCCCACGACUUACGGUAUGUGUGGGAGACAUUUGCAGACGGAUUGAUGAUGGGGUUCGUGGCAUUCACCAUCUCAUAUGCCAUGGCCAAAAUUCUUGCGGAAAAACACGAUUACGCCGUCAACACAAACCAGGAACUUGUCGCUAACGGGAUGUGCAACUUCCUGGGGUCUUUCUUCUCUUGCUUCUGUUCGGCAGCAUCUCUGUCCAGGAGUCUGGUACAGGACAAUGCGGGAGGUUGUACCCAGAUGGUAGGGAUAUUCUCAUCCUUUGUUCUGCUCAUUGUUUUACUUUACAUAGGACCCUUGUUUUCGUCGUUGCCAAAUUGCAUCCUGGCUUGUAUUGUCAUCGUCACACUGAAAGGCAUGUUCAAACAAUUCAACCAGAUGCGAGUUCUGUGGAAGCUGUGUAGGCGAGAUUUUGCUGUAUGGUUCGUGACAUUCAUAGCCACUGUUGUUCUAGAUGUUGCCCUUGGUCUGCUUGUGGGUGUAAUAUUUGCACUAUAUUUUAUAGUGAGAAAUUCACAAAAACCGCACACUUGUAUUUUGGGAAGAGUACCUGGGACAACAACGUACAAGGACUUGAAACGAAAUCGUCAGGUAUAUGAGUUACCAGGAAUUAAAAUAUUUCGCUUUGAGUCGUCCUUGUAUUUUGCUAAUGCGGAACAAUUCCGAGAUCGCCUUUAUGAGAGAACGGGACUGAAUCCCAAAAAACUUAAAGGAAAGAAGCAGCGAGCGUUAUACAAAGCCCUGUUGCAGAGGAAGAGAGAACAGGAGUUGGCUGAAGUAGAAGAAAGACAAACAAAAUCUAAGACAAAGAAGGAAAAGAAGAACGCCAUAGAGGUAGAAAUCGAGGAAGAAGUCCCAGAGGAAUUAACUGACGAACAUAAAAACCUACUAAUUGAGCAGAAGAAUGAGAUUGUAGACCUAUUCUCUAAAGCAUGGAUACCGCCCAUCCACACUCUCGUGAUAGACUGUUCCGUCAUCGACUACGUGGACACCAGUGCCGUUAAAAUCUUAGCCCAGAUAGUCAACGAGUACAAAGACGUUGGAAUAAAAGUGUUUCUAGCAGGUUUGAGAGAGGAUGGACGAAAUAUCCUGAAGAAGGCUGAUUUUUACCACGAGGUGGAGUACAACUGUCUGUAUUAUACAGUACAUGAGGCUGUGGUGAUAUCGCAGGAAAUUCACGCACAUUUAGUGACAGCCGAUCCCAAGUACCUAGAGAUGGUAAAGCGAGAGUUCGGAGACACCUCGUCCUUUACUAACUUAACUACAGCGGGAGAGUGUUCCGAAGAAGUCGACGCGACUACUCAGGUGUAA
Molecule: messenger RNA, 2337 nt
Organism: Ylistrum balloti
Lineage: Eukaryota; Metazoa; Mollusca; Bivalvia; Pectinida; Pectinidae
Product: prestin-like
Exons: 19
Coding region: 1-2337 (778 amino acids)
Biological process (GO): transmembrane transport
Cellular component (GO): membrane
Molecular function (GO): bicarbonate transmembrane transporter activity; secondary active sulfate transmembrane transporter activity; oxalate transmembrane transporter activity
Source: RefSeq, a predicted model, not a curated record